UGAGGGAUUCAAUGCCAGGGAAGUGACAGAGAUGAGGGGUGAAUUGUUGUCAGGAAAAUGCAGCAAAUCCAGUUGCUUUAGACUCUUCUACAUACUGAACUUUUAUCCUGAAGCAACAAUUCAGUGUUACUGAGUCACACCCCUCCCUUUUAUUUACUCACUAAAGAAUUUAGUUUCGUUUCUUCUCCCGCGUCCCAGGAUGGCGGCUGCUGAUCUGAGAGACGAGCUGAGCUGCUCCAUCUGCCUGAGCGUUUAUACUGAUCCUGUGUCCCUGCCCUGUAGCCAUAACUUCUGCCGGGGCUGCAUUGGGAGGGUGCUGGGUACCCAGGAGGGGUCUGGGGGUUAUUCCUGCCCUGAAUGCAGAGCCGAGUAUCGGGAACGCCCGGCCCUGCCCAGGAACAGAACUCUGGGGAACAUUGCAGAGCGAUUCCUUUCUGCUCAGCCGGAGCCGGGGGAGACUGGGAUCCUCUGCACUUACUGUGACUCCCCUGUGGCUGCUGUUAAAUCCUGUGAGCAGUGUGAGACCUCCCUGUGUGAUACCCACUUACACAAGCACAACAAGUCUGUACGGCACGUCCUAACUGAGCCCACCAACUCCUUUAUGGGAAAAAAAUGCUCCACCCACAGAAAGAUCCUGGAGUAUUACUGCUGUGAGGAUUUGGUCUGUGUCUGUGUGUCCUGCUGCCUGGCCGGGGGGCACCGGGGCCACAGGGUGGAGCUACUGAGUGAGGCCUCUGAGAAGAAGAAAGAGAAACUGAGGAAAGUUCUGGAGAAACUGAGCCCAGAGAGAGAGGAGACUGAGAGAGGAGCCCAGAGGCUGCAGGAGCGCAGGAGAGAAGUGGCAGAAAGAGCAGCCGGUGAGACAGAGAGAGUCACUGCCCUGUUUAGAGACAUCAGGGAAGAGCUGGAAGCCCUAGAGAAGAGACUCCUGAGUGACAUCUCCAGGCAGAAAGAGAAGCUUUCCCUCCAACUCACUGAGCUGAUCCAACAGCUGGAAAUAAAGAAGGACGAGCUGUCCGGGAAGAUCCGGCACAUUGAGGAGCUGUGCAACAUGGCAGCUCCACUCACUGUCCUACAGGAACAACUGGAAUCAGAUGGAGCUGCAGAUAAUGAGGGCAGAGAGACAGAGUGUAUAAAGGCCCCGGCUGUAGGGGAUCUGGAUGUGGGUCGGAUCUCAGAGACAUUACUCACAGGCUUAGCUGGGAUUGUGACUGGGGUAAAGGGAAGGAUCCCUGGGCAGGAGGCUACAGACCUGGUACUGGAUAUAAAUACAGCACAUGAACGUGUUGCUUUAUCAGAGGACAGGAAAACUGCAUCCUGGUCAAAGACUGCCCUGUGUUACCCACACACACCAGAGAGGUUUAUAAAAUACCCCCAAGUGUUAAGCAGCAGGAGUUUCCCAUCAGGGCGACAUUACUGGGAAGUGGAGGGCAGUGAGUCAGGGGAGUGGGAGGUUGGGGCGGCCUAUCCCAGUAUAGAGAGAGAAGGAGAUCAUUCCAGUUUAGGAGAUAAUAUUAAAUCCUGGAGUUUGCGUAGAUUAUAUCGCAGUAUUACAGUGGCACAUAACUGCAUAAAAACUCCUGUAUCCCCCUCCUGCUGGAGAUUCAGAAUCUCAUUGGACUAUGAGGCCGGACAUUUGUCCUUCUAUGAGCUGAGUGAGCCAAUCAGGCACUUACACACCUUCACUGCCUCCUUCACUGAGCCCCUGCACCCUGCAUUCUAUGUGUAUGGUAACGGCUGGGUGAGAAUCUGCAGCUGAUCCCAUUAGGCUAAUACCAUGCGUAUAGUGUAUAUUUUCAGCAAGCCAAAAAACGAUUGCCAAACUAAUGGAAUACGCUCGGGUGCAGGCACAUGUAACUGAAAUCCGCAUAAAAAGACUUUGCAUUCUUUUGCACUUUUAGGCGGAUGCACCCGAGCGUAUUCCAUUAGUUUGGCAAUCGUUUUUUGGCUUGCUGAAAAUAUACACCAUACGCAUGGUAUUAGCCUUAGUCUCUCUUAGAAUCUCCCCGGCACCAUAAGUUGCAUGUGAUUGGCUGAGCUCUGGUUAGUUCAGAUCAGUGGGGUUUAUGGAAAUACACAAACCUGCCUGUUACACAGAAUGAUAAACAGAAGCAGCAACAGGGGAUUGAGCCUCUGUAUUCAUAUCAUUGCUACUGAUACAUAUAAAUGAUAGGGAUAAUAGGAACAGCACAGACUUAUACAGCCUGAAAUCCACAUACAAUGCAUUACUAACAGGAGGGCAGUAAUAGUCUGAAAGGAGCAGAUUUGUAAGUCUAUAAGUAAUCGGGUUGGGGGCUGUACCUGUAAUCACAUGAGCAAAAUAAACAGAACUUGUGCUGAAUAAUAUA
Messenger RNA from Xenopus tropicalis (tropical clawed frog), 2348 nucleotides. RefSeq names its product E3 ubiquitin-protein ligase TRIM39. Bases 200 to 1759 code for a protein of 519 amino acids. The record is from RefSeq and is a predicted model, not a curated record. The transcript has a single exon. Lineage: Eukaryota; Metazoa; Chordata; Amphibia; Anura; Pipidae. Gene Ontology annotation, cellular component: cytoplasm. Gene Ontology annotation, molecular function: zinc ion binding. Gene Ontology annotation, biological process: antiviral innate immune response.